Molecule: messenger RNA, 657 nt
Organism: Suillus subaureus
Lineage: Eukaryota; Fungi; Basidiomycota; Agaricomycetes; Boletales; Suillaceae
Exons: 1
Molecular function (GO): nucleic acid binding; RNA-DNA hybrid ribonuclease activity
Source: RefSeq, a predicted model, not a curated record
CCUAUAACAUUCAUCACCAACUCCAGAUAUGCCAUCAACUGCCUCACAAAACACCUACCAACCUGGGAAGACACUGGCUGGAUAGGAGUAGUGAAUAGCAAGUUCAUAAAAGCAACUGUGUAUCAACUGAGGAAAAGAUCAGCCCAAACAUCAUUUGAAUGGAUAAAAGGCCACAAUGGCCAAAAUGGAAAUGAACAAGCAGAUAAACUAGCAAAAGAGGGAGCAAACAAACCCUCAGCAGAUGAACUAGACUUGCACAUCCCAGACGACUUCAACCUACAAGGAGCGAAACUUUCAGCAAUCACACAAGCCCUAGCAUAUAAAGGUAUACAAGAACACAUACCGUUUGCCCCAAGGAGAAAAACCACAAGCAAUCUAGAUGUCACACAAUUCACCAUACAAGAACUGACCAGACAACUCGAAACUGACACUUCCAUAUGGACAGGAUGCAGACAUAAAGACCUGUCAAAGAAAAUAAGACAAUUCAUAUAUAAAGCCAUGCACGGCACACAUAGAAUAGGCGAAUACUGGACAAACAUACCAACUUAUGAGCACAGAGCACAAUGCACCCACUGCAACGCCAACAAUGAAUCCAUGGAACAUAUCUUAACGGACUGCCCACAAAAUGCUAACUCCCUGAUCUGGUCCCUGGCCAGA